AGUGAUCGUAAAAGUAUUCAAAAAGUACAAAAUGUCCCUCAGAUACUUUGACUUGAAAAGUGUUCUGUUUGUUUUUUUCUUAUGGGUUUAUUGUCGACAAUAUUAUCGUGUAAAUGAUCAAUUAAGGGACAUGCCAGGACCACUUCACGAGGUAGAAAUCCCAUUUCGAAAAGCCACCUUCGGCAUGGGCUGUUUUUGGGCAUGUGACGCAUUAUUUGGGGGAACCCCCGGAGUAUUACGCACCCGCGUCGGAUAUUCAGGAGGUUCCAAAGAGAAUCCAGAAUAUCGAAACUUAGGUGACCACACGGAAGUUAUUGAAAUUGACUUUGACCCCAAAACAAUAACCUACGAAGAACUACUAAAACUAUUUUGGGACAAUCAUGAAUAUGGACUUACAACGAUAAUUAAGCGCCAAUAUAUGUCCUUAAUUUUAUAUCACGACGAUGAUCAAAAAAGGAUUGCCGAAAUUUCUCUGAAAAAAGAAUCUCACAAACGAAACGAAAAACUCACUACCGUUAUCGAGGCAGCGCAAACAUUCUAUGACGCUGAAGAUUAUCAUCAGAAAUAUAGACUGCAACAGCACAGAUGGUUAGUUGAAGCUUUAGAACUUACGCCGGAGUUACUAAAAAAAUCCCAUGUGGCGGCUAAACUUAACGGCUACUUAUCAGGUGUGGGAACCCCCGAAUUUAUAGAGGGGGACCUUAUACGAUUAGGAUUGUCUAAGAACAUAUCUGAUUAUAUUAUUCAGCAGCACAGCGGAAAUUUGGGCGGCAAUUUGUACUGUUGAUAGACGACACAGAAUAGUUAAUUUUUUGUUUUAAUGUCCAGUAUGUACAUGAAUUGUACAGUAUUAAUUUUAACAUAGGAAAACUGUACGUCUUUAGAAAAGUCGAAUGGGAAAAUACGAAUUGUAUUAAUAAUACUUUAAAAUAAACGUUUUUGCGUGAACAA
Agrilus planipennis (emerald ash borer) is the source of this 951-nucleotide messenger RNA. It is a transcript of the gene MsrA, whose product is annotated as peptide methionine sulfoxide reductase. Gene Ontology annotation, molecular function: peptide-methionine (S)-S-oxide reductase activity. Lineage: Eukaryota; Metazoa; Arthropoda; Insecta; Coleoptera; Buprestidae. The transcript is spliced from 5 exons. Bases 32 to 787 code for a protein of 251 amino acids. The record is from RefSeq and is a predicted model, not a curated record.